Daphnia pulex (common water flea) is the source of this 3506-nucleotide messenger RNA. RefSeq names its product agrin-like. NCBI's taxonomy places the organism in Eukaryota, Metazoa, Arthropoda, Branchiopoda, Diplostraca, Daphniidae. Gene Ontology annotation, molecular function: protein binding. The transcript has 9 exons. The coding region runs from base 1212 to 2720 and encodes 502 amino acids. The record is from RefSeq and is a predicted model, not a curated record.
CGGACGGAAAGAGAUGGAACGACGCAACAUGACGCCGACAUUUCAUUUUUGCGCUGGAUGAGACAUCGGGGACGAUGUGGACCGAUGUGGCGCAGCGGCGGCAGCACAAUUCCGUUGCUGGCCGGCUUAGCUUUGCUGGUCAUUACGAAAACAAGUGCCGAAGCGGUCUGAAAGCUAUAUAACAUAUCGACACACAAGUCGCAGUCGUGUGUCGUGUGUCGAUAUGCACCAUCGUCCUCAUUCUUCAGGUUACCAUGGUAUACCUAUUGUCUGUGUGUUGCAUUGGAAUAACGGCAUCAAAUCGACUCGUAUUUUCUUUAUAUGCUUUUCUUAUCUCCUCUCGCAAUGCUGGCUGCGCCUUGUGUUGUUGUUAUUCUUCGAGGCCCAUUUUCAGGUUCUUGAUAUUUCAAGAUGGGCAGGGGGGAUUGCGCUUUUGUGCACUACUGCGCGGAAUUUCUUUUUUUUUUCCUUUCCAGCUUCAUUCGCCAUCCGCAACGAAAUGUGCUCUGAUGGCACUACGGUAAACGAAUUGAAUGGACAGCAGCAGCAUCGACAGGAAAAAAAGAACGACCCAAACGUCCCUUUCCUGUAUCCGAUUCGAUAUACGGGUUAUAUUGGUAGUUUGGCUGAACGAAGUGUAAUGAUGGCCUUAUCAAGGGACAGUAUUAAACUCCGACGAUGGCCGAAGCACUAUAAAAUAAUAAUAACACUGGCAUUGAAUGAACGAUGGAAAUUCGCCGCCAUCUGAAACAAACCAACGAACGAUGUUUGUAGUUUUUACCCCCUCAAGGGUGGAGAUGGAAAAAUGGAAAAAAAGAAAAUCGAGAGAAACAGGAAAGAGGACAAGGAGGCGGCGCGGCUAUUCAAUUUGUCGGGCGGGGGACACGGCAAGGAGGGCCAGAGGUGGUGGUGGUUAAAAGCUGCCGAGGGAAGAGACACAAAAAGGAGAGAGAGAGAGAAAGAAAAACCCCAAAGCAGUCGAGACGGACUGUUCACUCACGUGGCGGUCGUUGAACGUGUAGCAUCAGAUUAUUGUCUCUCUGGCGUCCAUCUGCUCCCUCCAUCCCCCGUCACUUUCUGUCGUUGAACGAAAGACAUUUGUCUGUUAUCGGCCAUCCGGUUCGAGUCGAGUUCGUCGUUCCAACUUCCCAGUAAAACAGUCAACAAGUUGACAGCAGCUGUUCUUAUAGAAAGAAAAAAAAAACCCAAAAAUGUGCCGCUCUUUUGCUUUUGCUGAAUCGUUUGUCCUCUUCCUCGUACUGGCCGGAGGUGUCCGUGCGGCCUGGGAGGGCAGUUCGUGCCCGCGCUUCUGCCCCAAAGAAAACAAGCCGGUGUGUGGCAGUGACGGUGUCAUCUAUACCAACGAGUGUGACCUGUACCGCCGCAAUUGCGGUCUCGAAGUGGAGACGGUGGACGACAAGAUGUGCACCCGAUCGCGUGGCUCGUACUGCGGUAACAAAUGCAGUUUGGACCGUGACUUGGUCUGCGGCUCUGACGGGCGCACCUAUCUCAACAUCUGCGUUCUCAAAGUGGAGACUUGCAAGCGAGGAAUUCGUCUGUCUCACGUCGGACCGUGCAUGAACUCUACGGCGCUGGAAGAACCUUGUCCGCAGCAGUGCAGUUCAAACGACAAGGACGGACCAAUUUGCGCUUCCAACGGCAAUGUCUACAAGUCAGUCUGCGAAAUGAAACGCCACACCUGCGGACAAGGUGUUGUCAAGACGUCGGAGAAGUUCUGCCAGACGACCAGUCACUGCAAGGAGAUUUGCUGGAAGGCAUCCAAAGCCGUCUGUGGCUCUGAUGGCCAUAUCUACGCCAGUAGCUGUCAGAUGAAAGUCAAAAACUGCGGGCGUCACGUUUUCGAGAUCCCCAUCAGCAACUGCAUCCCGCAAGAGCGCGCCAUUACCAACUGCCCGGCUGAGUGCGACAGCGCCGAACCACAAGAGGUUUGCGGUUCCGAUGGCAACAUUUACGGCAGCCCUUGCGAGCUACGCAUGCUCAACUGUGGACCGAACAGCGACAAAGUGAUUGCCGUGGAUUGGCUACGCUGCUCGGGCAAAGCGGCUCGCUGCUCCCAACUCACCUGCCAAGAUGACCUAGAGAACCCCGACUAUGUUUGCGGUAAUGACGGCCGCACCUACCCUUCCCCUUGCCACCUCAGGAUGGCUUCGUGCACUCGGGGUACCGAAUUGGCUCAUGUCGGCGCCUGCAUGAAGAUUACCCCCGAUAACUCUUGCCCGGAAUCGUGCCCUGACCAGCGGGAGUCUGACCAGCCGGUCUGUGGCUCCGACGGCAAUGUCUACAGGACUCAAUGCGAAAUGAAGAAGCAAACGUGUGGACAGCACGUCAUCCCCGUGGCGCUGCACCACUGCACGGCCACCGAGUCGUGCAACACCCAGUGCGAUCGAAAGGUUCAGUCCGUUUGCGGCAGUGACGGCAAGAUUUACCGCAAUCUCUGCGAGAUGCGCGGCAAGAACUGCGGGAAAUACGUGUACGAGGUGCCAAUGGCUCGCUGUUUGGCGCUGGCAGGCUUCCGCUUCACUGGAUGCAACCGCAUUUGCCCCUCCGAGUACGAUCCCGUUUGCGGGACGGACCGUAAGACCUAUUCCAACGAAUGUUUCCUGCAGUUGGAGAACUGUCGUUCCCGAUCGUUAGUCAUCAAAAAGUACCACGGCAAGUGCGGAGAGCCCGUCGCCGAGCCUAAAGCUUACAUCUACUAAACAGAAUCACCGAGGACGAACUGUGAGGACUAUAAGAUAAGAGGAGCUUUUCCUUUAAACCCGAUCGCCAUCGCGCCUUUACACCAUCAUCAUCCUCUCCCCCCCAACCCCUUAUUUCAUUUUUGUUUUUUGUUGAUUUAUUUGUUAAGCGUUUCGGUUUAUCGUUAAAUUUUUGGUUCAGGACUUGCAGCAAUCGCGCGAUUGUUUGUUGCUGACGUUCUAUUUACCCAUCACAGAUUGAUAUUACGGCUCUCUAUUUAAAAAUUUCAUUGACUGAAUUGAUUGAUCGAACGACGCGUUUUUUUAAAUUACAAUUUGAUUACGGUAGUAUUUAAAUCGUUAUAUAAUUUCUGCCAAAUUUUCAGCGCGAUUGUCAUCAAAUAUUAUUCUAUUAAACAAAAAAGCAAGUAGCAAUUCAACAUAAUUCUUUGACGGCUAUCCGCUUCAGUGUCUGAGAUCUUUUUUCCCCGUUUUUUGUUUUGUUAUCAUUUUCUCAUUAUAAUAUUUAGCCCGAAGACGAAGAAUGUAAUGUGCAGUUAUCAAGUGUUUCGAUUUAUACCACCGCACUCUUUUCUUCCUACUCGCUAAACAAUAAGCUGUUGAUUACUUUUUUUUGUUGUUGGUGGGAGGUCCGUGAACUGAACACGCCUGUUUUGUUUUUAUUGUUUCAUCUUUUGUUCUGCUCUUUUUGUUUUGUUUCUUUUUUUAAGAGGCGGUUAUGUGUAACCAACAAGAACAACAACAAAAAAUAAUGAAUGUUGAAGCAAUAAAAUACUCGAAGCCCGA